AUGCCGAGCAGUUGCGCACUCUUCUCCGAGGCCCUUCAAAGUGUUGUGGCAAUCGGCAAGGAUCGCUGUGAUGUGGUUUCUACUGCCUUUGCAGGUGGAUAUCUCAGUCUGGACAGCAUCACCACGAGCCGCUUGGAGCAUGGACGUUUUGUUGCUCUUGCCUCUGCUUCGCUUCUUCAGAGCCACGGUCUGGGGGCUGCGCCUCGGACUUCAGUUCCAGGAGAGGGGAUGCUGGAUUUCUUUGCCAGCCAUCGGGUCAUGGCGCGCCAGGACGCUGGCCCCUUUGUGCUUCAAUGGGCAUGUUUUGACCAAGCUUCCAUGCAGGAGUGCCUUUCCUGCUGCCUGGGUAUUCGCAUGACGGUGCACUACAACUUGUUCUGUGGAACCAUCCUCGCCCUCGGGAGCGAGGAGCAGAAAAGUUGGCUGAAAGAUGCCCAGAGCGCGGGACUGCUGGGCUGCUUCAUGCUGACGGAGACUGGCGCAGGUGUUCUCAGCGGACUGGUGGUGGAGACGGUGGCCACCUGGGUUUGGCAUGACAACCAGGGACAAGGAGGCUUUGAGCUCCAUACGCCAAGCACGUCGGCAGAGAAGACCUGGAUCUCGCAGGGCUUGGCUGCCGACUACGGCCUGGUCGUCGCUCAGCUCGUCAUCGACCAGAGGUCACUGGGUGCCCACGUCUUCCUUGUAGACAUGCGCUCCGAAGGAAUCUCGCGGGAGUGCAUGGGAGAGAAGACCACCUUCAACGCGCUUGACAAUGCUCGAGUGUCUUUUAAUCACGUACAGCUGCCGGCGACAGCCCUGUUGUCAAGACUCUGCCAUGUACAGCCCCACUUGAGCGGAAACAGCUGGCACGCUGAGUAUGUCUUCGCAGGAAAACGGCCGCCGACAUUUAUUCAGAUUGCACAGCGCUUGUUGUCCGGCCGUAUGUGCAUUUCCGACUCGGCGAUCACUUACUUAGAGGGUGUCCUGGGCGUGACAAAGAAGUACGCCGAGGGUCGCCUGGUGUGGGUAGACAAGGAGCGCAAGAUGCCCUUGGCGGACCUGCCCUACAUGGCGAAAGGCUUGGAGAGCGUUGAGGUUGGCCUCACGGUCCACAAGGCCUUCUUACUGCUCGUGCAAAGUGAUUUUGCCCAGGCUAUCGAGUCCAACUCCGAGCUCUCGCGAGCACUGGUGACGCAGAUCGCCGCCGCUAAGGUCGAGGCAGUGGACUUUGCUAUCAAGUCCCUUGCGCUGCUGCGGCGCGACGUUGGAUCCUUCGGGCUCAUGGCAUCCUCACCAUUCGGGUCUAACAGCGAUAUUCUGCUCUGCUGCCGCUUUGCAGAAGGCGACAGCCGGGUCUUGCAGCAGAUGGUGACCCGUGACCUCGUGCGAGCACACUCGAGAUUUUCGGCAGUCCUUCGGCUUUUCUACAGGGUGCUGAAGGCCUGGCUGUCCGGGGCACCCCAUGGCUCUGCCAAGCUCCGAUACCUCCGGGACCAACGCCUACUGCAGCUUCUCUGCGUCCUGGGCAAGCAGCACUGGAAAAUCCGUCGGCAGGGUGUCUCGAAGGCCCAAGCCGAGAGCGACGCCUGGCUCCAAGCUGGUGAGCUCGUUUACGACGUAGCGAAGACGCACGCCCAGCAGCUCAUCCACAGCACAGUGGAGGAGAGGUGUGGCAGGAGUGUCGAAACCGACCGCUUCAUGGACAUGCGCCUUGGCAUUGCUGCUGCUCGCCAUGUUUAUUGA
Symbiodinium sp. CCMP2592 is the source of this 1725-nucleotide messenger RNA. The record is from the annotation of a GenBank genome assembly. Lineage: Eukaryota; Dinophyceae; Suessiales; Symbiodiniaceae.